CCGGACGGCCCGUUUUGAGGAGACGGUUCUGUCGAAGCCUCGCUUCCAGCUGGACCUCUGGCUCGGCUUCACCAUCCACAGCUGGACCCUGGAUGUGGGCUGGCCCGUUGUCAUGCUCGUCCUCCCAACAGAUGGGUUCCCUCUGAACCGUCCUGGAGCUGCAGAAUAUCUUCAGAUAGUGUUUAACAUCAGCAACACACUGCUGCUGCUCAAAGUGCUUGAACGCAGCCCCAGAACGUUUCCUCGCGCCGCUGUCCACCUCGGCAUCAUUGCCGUCGUCAUGGGAACCAGCCUCCACCUGGUGGCCGACUCCGUCACGCGGCGGCUGCUUCUGAUUGGCUACCAGCUGCACCUGUCGGUCCGAGAGAAUCCAGUCAUGAGGAGCCUCGAGCCGUCCUCAUUGAUCGACGUCUUUGAGCUUCUGAGUUACUAUGACGACACUCUCGGUCAUGUGAUGCGGUGUGUCCCUCUCUUCCUCGUCCUCUUCCUCUUCUUCACGGGUUGUUUCCGUCUCAGGACUCAGGAGGACAGGAUGCCGGCGGCGGCGUGGAUGCUGCUCGUCCCCAGCGCUGCGUACCACUGGUCAGCCUGCUUUAUGUCUACACCCAUCACACAGAGGGUCGCAGCGACAUUGUAA
This is a messenger RNA of Anarrhichthys ocellatus (wolf-eel), 637 nucleotides long. Its product is annotated as ceroid-lipofuscinosis neuronal protein 6 homolog. Gene Ontology annotation, biological process: lysosome organization. Lineage: Eukaryota; Metazoa; Chordata; Actinopteri; Perciformes; Anarhichadidae. Gene Ontology annotation, cellular component: endoplasmic reticulum; membrane. The transcript has 6 exons. The annotation marks the transcript as partial. The record is from RefSeq and is a predicted model, not a curated record.